This is a messenger RNA of Drosophila takahashii, 633 nucleotides long. It is a transcript of the gene Cypl, whose product is annotated as peptidyl-prolyl cis-trans isomerase-like 1 Cypl. Gene Ontology annotation, biological process: protein peptidyl-prolyl isomerization; protein folding. The record is from RefSeq and is a predicted model, not a curated record. Gene Ontology annotation, cellular component: catalytic step 2 spliceosome. Gene Ontology annotation, molecular function: peptidyl-prolyl cis-trans isomerase activity. NCBI's taxonomy places the organism in Eukaryota, Metazoa, Arthropoda, Insecta, Diptera, Drosophilidae.
UCCGUGAAUUUAACCAAAUAUAUAAAAUGCUGUCCUUAACUGAUCCUGCGAAUUCGGGGGGAAUUCCCGACAAAGCCUGGCAGCCACAUUUCGUGACUUUGGAAACGAGCAUGGGUGAAAUCACGGUGGAAAUGUACUGGAAACAUGCCCCCAACACGUGCCGAAAUUUCGCGGAGCUCUCGCGGAGAGGCUACUACAACAACGUGGUGUUCCACCGGAUAAUCCGGGACUUUAUGAUCCAGGGCGGGGAUCCCACGGGCACCGGGCGCGGAGGAACCUCCAUCUACGGUUCCGAGUUCGGCGACGAACUGCACGGCGAUCUGAAGCACACGGGCGCGGGAAUCCUGUCGAUGGCCAAUUCGGGACCAGACACCAAUGGAUCCCAGUUCUUCAUCACCUUGGCACCCACCCAGUGGUUGGAUGGCAAGCACACGAUCUUCGGAAGGGUCUACACCGGAAUGGAGGUGGUCAAGCGGAUAGGAAUGGUGGAGACGGACAAGAACGAUCGCCCUGUGGAUCCCCUGAGGAUCAUCAAGGCCAAGGUGGAGAAGCUCUGAGACGAGGAGAUGCAUUUUUGAGUGGCCAAACUGGAGAGAAUCUAAGGAAAACUAUCAAUUGACUAGGGAAAGCUAU